CAAGAGACCUUUAUCAAAGACAGUACAGUGUGAAGAUAGGCAGAAACUGCCUCUGCGAUAGAAAUCCCCGAGAACACUUGUAGGCGAUGUCAUGGCUACGUUGGCUAGUUAAACUCAUGCUUAGAAACACGUCGGCGGGUGUAAUGGUCGUGUCAUGCCGAAAUGCGAACGUCAAAUCAGGCAUUCCUUAAAGUUGUUUUUGACGAACAUGAAAACGUGACAGUUUGCGAUGUUGCGUCUCUGGGUUUAGAAACUCUGUGCCUUCAUGCUACGGUUAUGAGGCUCCGCUGGUCCGGGGGCGUGCUGCUGUCGGUGGCGGCUGCCUACUACGUCUAUACUCCGUUACCGAGUGCGGUGAGCGAGCCCUGGAAGCUCAUUCUGCUGGACGCGCUGUUCCGGAGCUUCAUACAUGCGGUAGGACUGACUGGGUGAUGCGGCGCAAGCUCUAGGGUUGUGUCACAGUGUCCAUAUGUUGAACUCUGUGGUGUCUCGGUUGGAGGUGAUUGAGCCAUGGUCUAGUCCUACUGUACGUGUCACUGACUCUGCCUUGGGGGGCGUACCCGCACGAGUGUUCCAGCCAGUUGGAGGAGGAGCCAAGCUCAGGAGGGGAGUGCUUUACUUCCAUGGUGGGGGAUGGGCCCUUGGCAGCGGACGAAUGAGAUCUUAUGACCUGCUGUGUAGGAGGAUGGCUGAAGAGCUGGAUACAGUCGUUGUGUCGGUUGAUUACCGCUUGGCCCCUGAUUCAGUGUUUCCAGACCAGUACCAUGAUGCUCUAGCAGCGUCCAGGGCCUUCCUGUCCCCAGAGGUCUUGCAGCACUUUGGGGUCAACCCAGCCAGGGUGGGGGUGUCUGGAGACAGCUCUGGGGGGAACCUUGCUGCAGCCGUGGCCCAGCGGAUUUCUGCAGAUGACAGUAUGAGUGUGAAGUUCAGUAUCCAGGCGUUGAUCUACCCAGUCCUCCAGGCUCUAGACCUGAACACCCCGUCCUACCAACAGAACCACAACGUACCCAUCCUGCACCGACACCUCAUGGCCAGGUUCUGGCUGAUUUACCUGGGGGCUGAUCCCUCUCUCCUCCCUCAUCUCCUCUCCUCCCCCUCCUCCCUCCUUCAUCCCUCCAUCUCUCCUUCCAUCCGUUCUCAUCUCAACUGGACCUCCCUGCUCGCGGCCAAACACCAAAAGCAUUACCUGCCCGUUGGCAUAGAGACUGGGUCGCGGGAGGUCACGGGGAUAGUGCCGGGGUUGGUGGAUGUGCGAGCGGCGCCGUUGCUUGCAGAACAGGGGAUUCUGGGUAGAACGCCGCGAGCGUACGUGAUGACGUGUGAGUUCGAUGUUCUGAGGGACGAUGGGUUGAUGUACGCCAGGAGACUACAGGACGCGGGCGUCACGGUUACCAGUGUUCACUAUGACGACGGUUUCCACGGCUGCAUGGUCUUCUCCUUUUGGCCGUUUUUGUCCUCCGUUGGCCAGAGGAGUCUGGACAACUACAUCCAGUGGCUAGACCACAACCUCUAGAACAGCCAUACUCAACAGGCGGACCGCGGUCUGGAAUCGGACCCAGAAUAGGGUCGAUACGGACAGUGUGUUUAAAAUCUAUUUUUUAAGAAAUCAAUCAGGCUUUUAACUUACUGCUGUUGAGUAGUUAUCAUGGGCAGGGGACUCGACCCCAAGGGGGCCCCCAUGGAUUUUGUUGAAUCACUCAGGUAUCAUAUGAACACACAUAAGAAGACAUGGCAAAAUGUGUAGAAUUGCAGGAAAUUUGCUUUAAAACUGCAACAGUUUUUUUUGCCCCAUGUCAAAAUGUGGGGAAUUACAGAAAAUUUGCUUUAAAACUGCUACGUUUUGUCUCCGCCAGCAGAAGGGGUGUGAAUUGUUUGAACAGUUUAGAGUUACAUGCGUUGCGAAGGGCGGGUUUGUUACUACGCCGACAGAUGACAAUACCCAUCCGGACCUUUGCCACUUAGGAAAUUUGUGUGACCAGACCAUCUAAAAUAGUAGUCUAGACCACGACAGAACCCUAUGGAACCCAAGUUAUGUUGAGAAUCAAAACUAUAGGAUCACAACCUAGAACCCAAUAGGAGCACCACUAGGACUAAAAUGUCCAGGCAACCAGACAACCACACCUCCCAUGCCUCUUUCCUUUUGACUACCUAGCUGAUCCUGUGGUUGUUCAAUGUAAAGACCGUGAACUGUCAGCUGUCUAUGGAAACUGAUUUAAAGCUUUGAAUGCUAACAGUCUGAUACACUGAAAGACUGACCAACAUACACAUCUGUGUGGAAUCUCUGGGUUGUGCAAUAAUAUGUUGUAUUUAUUUAUUUGACCAUUCCAAGCUUAGAGAAGCAGGCAGAAGAGGGCCAAAAACAGACCUCACCACAUGUUUUAACUACAGCCCCCGAGGAACAGUGUUUUACCAGGGUAUAGGACCACUAAGAGAGAAUCUGACACGGCAUGAGACCAGACAGGCUGAAAAGUAUUUUUUAUAGAUAUUAUUUUAGAAAUGAAGUAACUCACUGGGCAAAAGAUGAAUCAACAUUUUUUCCACUUAAAAAAAAUGUGAUGAAAACUGAUUGGAUUUGCAAAAAGUCAUUAACCUAAGGGAAUUUUGUCAUUUUUUUCACACAACUUUUGACCUAAAUCCAAUGACAUGGUGAAAUUGUUUGUUGAUUUCACGUUGAAUUUACGUUAUUGACAACUCAACCAAAUGUAAAUCAAACCUACACGUUGAAAUGACGUCUGUGCCCAGUGUGAAGAUAUGUUAUGUGCAGAGAGAACAUUGACCAUAGAACACGUGUGUUUUUUUAGUAUAAGGAAUAUUGUCUGUUCUAAAUCCAUCAAAGGAUCAGGUGUUUGUGUUAUGUGAAGAUAUAAAGCCAUGUGAACCAGGAAUUCCAGGUAUUCCAAAUGGGCUUUUAUUUUAGAAAGAUCUGUCCUCUUUUCUCACACAAUGUACGUAGCUAUUGGUUUGGCGUAUUAUGUUGAUGUGUUUUCAUUUUGCCUGAUAUUUGUUGACCACUCGGACAUUUCAAUGUACUUUAGGCCUGGCCAAAGUCAUACAUUUAGACAUAUGGCUCUGGGCCUGGCUAUUGACCCUGGGUGUAAUACCACUACUAGACAGAUGGUGACACUGUUGUGCCCUACAGAUUAGAAAACCCCUUCCAAGAAUCAACUGACUGUAAACUGGUAGGGAACAAAGGCCUCCGUUUGAGCUUCAAAACUGUGAAGUUUUAUAUUAUCACUGGAGAGAAUUUAAACUAAUGAAUAUAUGUACAUAAAAUAUAUAUUUUAUCUGA
Messenger RNA from Oncorhynchus kisutch (coho salmon), 3289 nucleotides. RefSeq names its product neutral cholesterol ester hydrolase 1. NCBI's taxonomy places the organism in Eukaryota, Metazoa, Chordata, Actinopteri, Salmoniformes, Salmonidae. The record is from RefSeq and is a predicted model, not a curated record. Gene Ontology annotation, cellular component: membrane. Gene Ontology annotation, molecular function: carboxylic ester hydrolase activity. The transcript has 7 exons. Bases 470 to 1513 code for a protein of 347 amino acids.